Molecule: messenger RNA, 555 nt
Organism: Cricetulus griseus (Chinese hamster)
Lineage: Eukaryota; Metazoa; Chordata; Mammalia; Rodentia; Cricetidae
Source: RefSeq, a predicted model, not a curated record
AUGCACGUGAGAGCUGGCCUGGGAGGGUCAUCUGCAGAUGAUGCUCUGAUCACAUCCCUGGUGUGCUACAGUGCACUCCGGGUGCCUACCCAGGCUGAGAUUCACAUAGCCAUCCACCAGGCCAAGGAUGAAACUGUGGAGACAGCAUUGUUAGCUGCCUUUACAUUUUGUAAGAUGCAGUGUCCACCCUUGUUGGAGUCCUCACACUCAAGAGGACUUUCAGUGCACCAGGCGCGGCUAGCUGCGGUGGCCAUCGAUGGAUUAGAGAAUCAUGGACUGAUCUCCGGGAGCCAUUCUUCCCCUGCAGCCUCCGUGUCACCUCACCCAACAGCAGACUGUCCUCACCAGCCUGCCUCUACCACUGGAAUUGCCUAUGACCCUCUGAUGCUGAAACACCAGUGUAUCUGUGGCAAUUCCACCACCCACCCUGAGCACGCUGGGCGGAUACAGAGCAUCUGGUCACGGCUACAAGAAACUGGGCUGCUAAAUAAAUGUGAGGUCUUUGCUGUGCCCUGUAGCAGCUGGCUUCUUUCCAGGGACAUUAGCAAAGGGUGA